This is a messenger RNA of Aegilops tauschii subsp. strangulata, 708 nucleotides long. RefSeq names its product protein FAR1-RELATED SEQUENCE 5-like. NCBI's taxonomy places the organism in Eukaryota, Viridiplantae, Streptophyta, Magnoliopsida, Poales, Poaceae. The record is from RefSeq and is a predicted model, not a curated record.
AUGAGGCUGAAGAGGGAAAAGGAUGGAACAUUUAUCGUAAAAGAGAUAGUCUGGGAACACAACCACAUGCUACAGCUCACUCCGCAAAUGCUUGUCUUCUUGCACUCCCACAAAAACUUUGACAAAACAAUCUUGGAGUACAUCAAGUACUUGCAGUUCAAAGGCAUUGAACACGCGCAAAUCAUGAGCAUACUGGGCGGUGAUGACCCCGGUAGCUACUUCCUCGAAAUGAAUGCCAAAGACCUGAUUAACCUCAAAGCAAAGAAUUCAAGGAUUGAUGAUGUGGACGAUGUCCUAAAGACUGUCAACUUCUUUAGGGAGAUGAAAGCUAUAAACAGGGAAUUCUUCUAUGACAUGCAACUGGAUGAGUCCGACAGAGUUAAGAACAAAUUCUGGGCGAACGCAAGCUGCCGAGGGGCCUAUCAGGACUUUGGUGACCGUGUAACGUUUGACACCACAUAUAAGACCAACAAGUACCAUAUGCCACUUGGGGUGUUUGUCGGUACUAACAACCACUUACAGACUACAUUCUUUGGUUUCGCCCUGAUAAGAGAUGAGGAUGCAGAUUCAUUCAGAUGGAUGUUCAAGACAUUUUUAAGGUGCAUGAGAGGGAAGGAUCCUACAUGCAUCCUCACAGACCAGUGCCCGGCAAUGGCUUUGGCGAUCCCAGAUGCUUUCGGGAACAGGGUACACAAGUUGUGCCGCUAG